ACAGACACACACACACGCACACACACUCGGCAACGUACAUUAUUCCAAUCCUUAGCAGCCUGAGGGACGCACAAACGGACACAGAGAGCAGAAAACAGCUAAAGCAGACUAUCGACUGGAAAAGAUCUGACUACACCACAGAUGGGGCCUGGAUUGUUUUGGAACUUCCCUCCCAAGGCUGGCUGCACAGUUCCACAGAGCCUCCUGCAGACCAUGUUGCUGUCCAGAAUGGCGGGGAUGAAAGAGCAGCAGUUUACGGAGGAGAAGCCCCUGCUGCCGGAGCAGCGAGGAGCUGACUCGGACAUGCAGGAUAAAGGAGAGGAGGCAUCGGGGGGGUUACCGUGCCCCGCCAGCCCUGCCGUGCCUCUUAACCACCCCCCUCCCCCAAGCCGCCCCACUCACCGCUGGCAUGUCAUCGCACGCCACUGGCUCCGCCAGACCCGCAGUCGGGCCAGUGGGGUCCUCCUGGAAAGCUGUGAACAGCUGAUGCCGGCAGGGGAUUGGAAGGAACAUGAUGUUGAGACCCCUUAUGGGAUGCUGCAUGUGGUGAUCCGCGGGGCACCCAAAGGAAACAAGCCUGCAAUCCUAACCUACCACGAUGUGGGACUGAACCACAAGCUGUGCUUCAACUCUUUCUUCAACAAUGAGGAUAUGCAGGAGAUCACCAAGCACUUUGUGGUCUGCCACGUCGACGCCCCGGGACAGCAGAUUGGAGCGUCACAGAUGCCACAGGGGUACCAGUACCCAACUAUGGAUCAGCUGGCCGGGAUGCUGCCCACUGUUGUGCAGCACUUUGGAUUCAAGAGCAUUGUUGGGAUCGGAGUUGGAGCUGGAGCCUACAUUCUGGCCAAGUUUGCUCUGAUAUUCCCUGACCUGGUGGAGGGUUUGGUUCUGCUCAACAUCGACCCCAAUGGCAAAGGCUGGAUUGACUGGGCUGCCACCAAGCUGACAGGUCUGACCAGCGCUCUGCCAGACACUGUGCUGCAACAUCUCUUCAGCCAGGAGGAGCUGAUGAGCAACACAGAGCUGGUGCAGAGCUACCGGCAGCAGAUCAACAACACCGUUAACCAGUUCAACUUGCAGCUCUUCUGGAACAUGUACAACAGUCGGAGGGACCUGGAGAUGAAUCGCAGUGGGACGGUGCUCAACGCCAAGACCCUGAAGUGUCCCGCAAUGCUGGUUGUGGGGGACAAUGCCCCGGCUGAGGAGGGAGUGGUCGAGUGCAACUCCAAACUGGACCCAACCAACACCACCUUCCUAAAGAUGGCUGACUCUGGUGGACUUCCCCAGCUCACACAGCCUGGAAAGCUGACUGAAGCCUUCAAGUACUUCCUGCAGGGAAUGGGCUACAUCGCUUAUGUGAAGGAUCGGAGGUUGAGUGGAGGGCCAGUGCCCUCUGCCAGUAUGACCCGCCUGGCUCGUUCCAGGACGGCCUCCCUGACCAGCGCCAGCUCCAUAGACGGGUCCCGCUCUCGGGCCUGCACCCAUUCUGACAGCACCGAGGGAGUCGGCACCGUCACCCACACCAUGGAGGUGUCCUGCUGAGGAGUCAGCCAGCCAUAUAAAGAGGGUGGGAGGGGUAGAGGGAUGGAGAGAGAAAGAGACGGGGGUGGGGGUAUAAGGAAAAUGCAAAGGAUUUAAAGUUGGAUUCGCUCUCUGUAGUCAAACAUGGUGGAUGGUAGAACGAGACAGCAACAGAAAGGAAAGUUCAUGAACAAGGUAGAGACAUCUCUCUGUCUUCAUCUAUCUCCUCCAGAUCCCGUGUCAGCCAUCUUCUUCCUUCCUCCACUGUAAAAUACCAUAUGUGUUGCUACUAAAUAUCCCAACCACACCUUUUAAUAUCCACCUCAUCCCCACCCUUAUCACCCCGCAGUUAAAGAUUUAGGCAACUGUUUUUGUUCUUGCAGUGUCAUUCUUGUGUUUUCUAGCUGUCUCCUCAUUCUUUGCCUGCACCCCCACCACCCCUCCACAAAAAAGAUUUAACCCAGUCUGUCAACAGUUCACAAAGCAGUAUAAGUUAUGAGCUGCUGUUUAUAAUGUAAAAUGGAAAUUCGAUAGAGAAGGUGAAAGUGCAGGAUUUAGCAAAGGAAACCAGAACAUUUAGAAGGUACCCUAAUGAAAAAGCGUUAUGCAUCAAUAUUUUGCAAGCAGUGUGUUCUUUUGUUGUUGUAUGGACAAACAGUUUGUAUUUCUCUCUGUGCUGUUUGUAACCAAUGGUUAUUUCUCUCUAUGAGUGACUGAGUGUUAGAGGGUGUGUCCAGAAUUUGACAGACAACAGGACACAGCCUAUCGUAGCCGGGUGCACCUGUAGUGCUUUGUUAGCUUUUAUUAGUCUUAUAUCAUAGCUAGAGUUUAUCACGCUGAUUUUAAAGCUGCACGCCAUAACAUUUUAUUUCAAACUUGUAAACCACACUUAAUGAUUUAAGUGAUAUCAUCAGCAUACAUGCGUUUUAGCCGACCAGUCGUAAGCGCACUGAGACAGUACACCACCAGGGAGUUUAGCUGACACAAAUGUGCAGCUUCAUCUACUUUUAUUGCUGAUACCAUGAUAAUCUGUACGUGAUAUGACCAAAAUAAAACCAGACUUGUAUUUGAAUAAUCUUGA
Cottoperca gobio is the source of this 2605-nucleotide messenger RNA. It is a transcript of the gene ndrg4, whose product is annotated as NDRG family member 4. Lineage: Eukaryota; Metazoa; Chordata; Actinopteri; Perciformes; Bovichtidae. The record is from RefSeq and is a predicted model, not a curated record. The coding region runs from base 142 to 1545 and encodes 467 amino acids. The transcript is spliced from 19 exons.